UCCGCCCGUCCUAUUCUCCGACGUUGACGUGGCACUUCAACAAGUGUAGUCGUGGACUGUUGUCGACGUCGUAAGCAGAAGAAUGUCUGACCAUUAUCCUUCAUAAAGCCUAGCCUACUUACCGCACUGAAAUUUAAAGUGUCAAUCAGUGUUUUGCUCCAAAAGCAAAUAGGAUAAUCUCACUUCAUUCACGGUCCUUUUUGUGAACAACAAAAUGGCCCUAACGAGUGAAACCCUUCCGUCGCCCCCAGGAGUCAAUUGUAUUGAGCAUGAAAGUGCUGAAGUCCUCAAUGAUGAAGAUUUGGAGGAUGGGGAGAUCUUUGAAGACGAGGAUCCACAGCAGGUUAAGUCUGCCCCAACUCCAGCCUCUGUACCUAUCCAAGAGAAACCAAAGCCAGUUCAACCAGAAGCUGUGGCAGUACCUGCUGUGCAGAAGAAAGCCACAGAGGGGCCCAACAGAAACCAUAGGAAUUUUGAAAACAGUGAUAGAAGGGAGAACAAUGUCCCAUUUUUCAGGGGUAAAAGAAAACAUUUUGAAGACAAUGAUGAAGAAAACAACCGUUGGAAGAGGGACCCGAAUAAGAGGACCCGACGGGGCCAUGAUUUUGAGCGGGAGGGAGAUAACGGCAGAGUGAGACCAGAGGGAGAGCCAGGUGAAGAUGAGGAGGAGAUGAUGUUCGUACGAGGUGCAUCACCCCAUAGGCAGGAUGAAGAAAUGGAGAAGUGGGAUCGUGAAGGUGAGGAAGAGGAGAGAGAAGUGAAUCGUCGUACAAAUAGGCCAUUCCGGGGGCGAGGGGGCAUAAAUCGGCGAGGGGACCAGCGCCAGAGGGGCAGAGGAAGAGGAAGGGGAGGCAACAUGAGAGGAGGGAACAAGAGGAAGAGAGAAGAUACUGAAAUGUGUGUUUUCUUUUUGCAAGGAAAAUGUCAUAGGGGUUCGGAUUGUCCUUACGGUCAUGAGAUUCUGCCGCCGCGUAAGAUGGAAUUGUGCAAGUUUUACAUGAAAGACUGUUGUGCUAAAAAGGAGAAGUGCUUGUACAUGCACAGUGAGUUCCCCUGCAAAUACUUCCACACAGGACUUAAAUGCUAUGCUAACAAGAAAUGCAAAUUCAACCAUGGACAGCUGACUGACCAACUGCGCAACAUAUUAGCCAAGCAUCUGGAUACUGCUCCAAAAGACAUCCUAGGUGAAUUUCCUAGAAGAGACCAAAGGGACAGGGGUGACCCGAGAGACAUGAGAGGAGAUCCAAGGGAUAUGAGAGGUGACAUGAGAGGGGAUUCCAGAGACAUGAGAGAUCAGAGAGACAUGAGAGAUCAGAGAGACAUGAGGGACCAGAGAGACAUGAGGGACCAGAGAGACAUGAGGGACCAGAGAGACAUGAGGGACCAGAGAGACAUAAGAGAUCUGCGGGAUAUGAGAGGUGAACAGAGAGACAUGAGAGGUGAACAGAGAGACAUGAGAGAUAUGAGGGGAGAGUUUAUGAGAAACAGAAUUGACAGAGAUAGGAAAAUACCAUCACUCUUCGACAUCAAACUCCCAAUAUCUGAUGACAUGAGGAAUUCAGAUGGAAGUCAUACACCGAUGCCAUCACCAACUCAGCGUAGUCAGGAUUCAACAAGGUCCAGUGAUCGUGACCGGGAUAACUAUUCGCCUGGGCGAGAGAGAGAAAGAGAGCGGGAGAAGGAAAAAGAACGGGAAAAGGAUAAGGACAGGGACUAUGAAAAGUUGAAACAUGAGAAAUCAGAGAGGAGUAAAGAGAGAAAGGCGAAGAGAGAAAAAGCAAGAGAACACAGAAAGGAACGUAAAGAAAGGAGAGAAAGGGAAAAAGAAAAGAAAAGAGAACGAAGCAAAGAUGUUGUCAGUGAAAAAACUGACAAUGAGGAUCAAGAUAGCAGUAAAAAUUCUGAAAUAAUGUCACCUAGCCAAGAAGAUGUCGUGAGGAAUUGCGGUGAUGUACCUGUGUCAACAGAUAAGUCUGUGGAAGACCAAGAUAAGAAGGUCACAUACGAGGAGAACGGUCUGAUACCUCAACAUCUGCCGAAGAAGCAGCGAGAGUUGUUCCUCAGAAUACAGCAGCAGCAGAGGGAGGCAGACAACAGCCAGACAAGUGCAAAUGAUGAGGAUGAUGAAGAGGGGAGUAAAAUUGACGAGAACUGGUACUCAAGUGAUGAGGAGACUUCCCCUUCCCCUGCUCCUCUACCUUCCAUCUUUCAAAACCUGACGCAGUCUAGCAGUGCUAGCACUACGAGCACAGCCACAUCCACAUCUACAUCUACGAUGGUGCCACUGCUGAACCUGCUGGCCAAUGCGUCUGCAGCAGCCAAGCCAAUGGAUGUCAACAAAACACCGGCCCCAACAUCAUUCAUUCCCUCUAACCUGGACUUGACCAAUCUGAGCCUGAGUACAGUUUUCGAGGCUCUGACAAACUUGAAAAAGAUGAGCUCAUCCAACCAAGUUGAACAACAACCAACAACCACCUCAGUAACAACCACAGCAAUCAAGACUGAAAAUCCUGUUGAAAUUCCCAAGAGUGAACCUGUCAAGCCUGAACUACCAAGGGUAAGGGAUCCCCGUCUGCGGGCAGAAGGAGGGUCUAUAGAAAGCCACAGAGGAUCGAUAGAGAGUCCGGUCCCAUCAGACGUAGACUUGAGACUAAAGUCUACCAGUACGGUGAAACCUCAACCUACCAGUGCAGAUGUAGACCUGCGUAGUCUACCGUUUAAGCCGGUGCAGCACUCCGCAGCCAAUGAGAUUGAUGCCUCUCUCACCUCACACACACCUAUGUCUUGGCAGCUUCAGCCAGCCGAUGUGAUCAAGCCGGAUUACAACAGUCUCCAGAUACAGCCUAAGCCUGGUGUGAAUGACCCGCGGUUGCGGAGAGCAGUGCGGCCCUCACUAGCCGAUGACCUUGGACUACCAAGGGACCCCCGUCAGCGGUUGUUAGACGAGCCAGUACGGGACCCUCGGGCAAGACAACCCCUCCUAGCCACCCCUUUGAUGCCACCUGCCACACCACGCUACGAUGAGGACCACCGCCCUCAGUUCUACCGCAUGGACAGUGAUAUGAGGCAGUUCCCACCUCCUACUCCCCGUCAGGACGAUGAAGUGUACACCCCUGGGCCCAGCCGACCUGUAGAUCCCCGACAGCGCAGCAUGAGCUUCCCAUCCAGACCAGACGACAUUGAUCUUCGCACUCAGAUGGCUCACAGAGUUCCUUUUAUAAAUUAUAACAAAUAAACAGUUUUGUUAAUUUGUAUUUUAAGUUGAAAAUAACUCUUACUUUUUUUGUUCAGUUCAGUGUUCUAAAGAUCUCAUUGAGGUCAUUUACUUAACAGUUUUUUCCCUGAGAAUAGAUAUGGUACUUUUUAUAAUGUUUAAUUUUUAUUUCUUUAAUCAAUUUGUAAUGCAUAUUUCUUUAUUUAUAACUAAUGGUUGUGCAAAACCAUGUAAAAAUAUUGCUGUAAUUUAUUUGUAUGAUAUUAUCCUAAUUUUAAUUUUUAUACCCAGACAUUUAAUUGAUUUUAGGUUAGCUGUAUAUAAAGUUUAUCUGUACAUACUCAUAUUGUGCUAGCUGCAUGUUGAAGUAUUGUAUAAAAAUAAAUGUAUUUAUGCAUAAGGUCCUUUGGUGUAAAUAAUUUUUUAUACAUAUUAAAGAUUUCAUCCAGAAAGA
This is a messenger RNA of Homalodisca vitripennis (glassy-winged sharpshooter), 3668 nucleotides long. RefSeq names its product zinc finger CCCH domain-containing protein 4 (gene su(sable)). Gene Ontology annotation, cellular component: nucleus. The transcript has 13 exons. The record is from RefSeq and is a predicted model, not a curated record. Gene Ontology annotation, biological process: negative regulation of DNA-templated transcription. The coding region runs from base 215 to 3235 and encodes 1006 amino acids. NCBI's taxonomy places the organism in Eukaryota, Metazoa, Arthropoda, Insecta, Hemiptera, Cicadellidae. Gene Ontology annotation, molecular function: RNA binding; metal ion binding.